Molecule: messenger RNA, 1592 nt
Organism: Cyanistes caeruleus (blue tit)
Lineage: Eukaryota; Metazoa; Chordata; Aves; Passeriformes; Paridae
Source: RefSeq, a predicted model, not a curated record
CACCGAGCUGCUGCUGUUCCCUAGACAAGCCUGAGGUACAACGUGCAGCCCACACAGGAGAAGGCGCCCUUCCAGCUCCGUGUGUACACAAUCCCAGAGGUGUGUGUGGACUCCAAGGCUCACAAGGUCUUUGACAUUGGCAUAAAUGUCAGUUACACAGGGGAGCGCAAUGUCUCCAACAUGGUGAUAGUUGAUGUGAAGAUGCUGUCAGGAUUCGUCCCCUUGAAGUCCUCAGUGAGGAAGCUGGAAGGCCACCCUGUUAUUGAGCGCACAGAGCUGAAUACCAAUCAUGUUCUACUAUACCUGGAAAAGCUGGGCAGGGAGAGCCUCAGCUUCUCCUUCACGGUGGAGCGGGACAUCCCCGUGCGGGGCCUGAAGCCAGCCCAGGUGAAGGUCUAUGACUACUACGAGACAGAUGAGUUUGCCACACAGGAAUACAGCGCUCCCUGCACCACAGAGGCAGUAGACCAGGGAAAUGAUUGAAGAACACUCCCAGAUGCAGGAACCCGCCUGCCUCACCACCACCACCACACAGUGUGACAGAUUAAUAAUGAUCACAUGGAAUGGAAAGUGAACUUUACAAAUAAAUUAACUGUACUCACCAAUUAUUUUUGAACAGUUUGUUUCCGCUUCUGAUUUUUCCUGCUCAUCUUUCAGCCAUAGCUUUAAUCUCCCUGGCUUCUUAGGUUAAAGUGUAACCCAUCUAACAAUGCUUGUGUGCAGGGAAAUAAGGCUAACAAGUGAGGGAAAAAAAGAGGGCAGAAUGAUGUAAGUGGGGGUCAGCCCUUCUAAUAUAUCUGUCUCUGUGUUAUGUUCUCUGAACUUAUCAUCUGAGAUGCAGUCUAAUCAAUGGAGCAGGAUAGAUAGUUCUUGGGAAAAAUUUCUCUCCCCUGGCUUACAAACCAUAACCUCUACUGAACUGGUCUCUGCAGAGGCCUGUCCAUGCCUACCACCAUUAUGCAGUGUGGAAGAUCAACUAAUAUUACAUGAAAAUCGUCCUCUGUGACAUUCCCUGUAGACACCCCUCCUGGGAUUGUUUCUUGUUUGUAGAAGAGCAGGAGGGGACAUAGUCUGCCCUCUUCAACGAUCAGAGAGUGCCUGGGGGUCAAGAGGGUUGUGUGCGUGCGUUAUGCCUUCAGCUGCUAACUUACAGUGGCUUGUUCUCCAGCUGAAGCUUGUGCCUUCUUGUGGAAAUUUCCAUUAUCUCAUGUCUGCUGCUUCUGGGAGAUUCCCAAGGAGCAGCUAAUGGCAUUUGCCACUAACCUACCUGCCUAAGUCUAGUUUAAAUGAUACAUUCAUUUAAAUCAUAUAGGUGCUUUGAUAAAAUUGUCUACAGGCCUCUUAGACACCUCCAGGAAUGAUCCCCCUUUCUCGUUUUGUCUUGUGAAUUUGUGGUUUUAACUUUUGAAUGCAAAAAAAUCUUACGUGACUCUUUGUUCUCAUGAAAUGCUUAUUGUAAGGUAUGGCAUGUUGUGCAUCCAAACUAUGCACAGUUGGCUCUUCCAUCCAAUUUUUCAUUUAAUAUGCCUGUACAAACAGUGUCAUUGAGAGCAAAUAAAAUUCUUCAUCUAUUUUGCUAGAUAUUAAUAUUA